CCUUGGGUGUCAUUCCUCAGGGGCUCUCAUUGGCUUGGAGCUUACCCAAGUAGGUUAGGCUGGCUGGCUGAGCCCCAGGGAUCCACCUGUCUCUGCUUCACCAGUGCACCUCCAUACCUGCCCUUUAAAACGUAUGUUCUGGGGGUUGGACUCUGGUCCUUAUGCUUUCAAGAAAGCACUUUACUGACCAAGCCAUCUCUCCAGUUCAGAAGUCACACUUUUACUUCUAUCCCCUUCAAAUAACCUGAAGAUUGCAGGGUCAGGAGCUCAGAUCCAUGCAGCCCCAAGCCCACACAGCACACUGCCUCCUUUUCCCUGAAGCACACAGACGUGGCUUAGUGCCCAGCAUGGUGACUGAUGCUCCGACUCACAGCCCCCUUCUCACCCUUUGCCAGCCCUGGCUUUCAGCCCUGCUCUGCUCUGAUUACCUCACCUCCCUCUCGCCCUCUGUAGGUGCCUGUGGAAGGCAGUACCUGGAACCCACAGGAACAAUUGACAUGCGAGGUCAAGGGCAGGUAGACUGUGUGGUGGCCAUUGGGCGGCCUCUGGGUGAAGUGGUGACCGUCCAAAUCCUCGAGAGCACCCUCAAGUGUAGUGCAGGGGAGCUGUUGCUGCUUUGGGGUAGGUUCACAUGGAGGAAGAUAUGCUGGAAGAUGUCUGGCAUGACUUUCAGCACCAAAACCAACACAUUGGUGGUGAGGCAGCAUCGUGUGCAGCCAGGACGGGGAGUGCUGCUACGGUAUUGGAGCCAACCUGCCCCAGGGACCUUCUACAGAGGUACGCCAGGCGCCUGGGACUCCCCAUAUUCUCACUGGGGAGCUGGGGAGCUAGGCCUAGGUUGCUGUGGGCAGGCAUGGCUUUAUGACAUCUUUUAUUAUUCAUCCAGUGGCAUCGAAGUAAAUGACGACAACGCAGACGAGUGUGGUGGACAUUUAUAUUCAGAGCUGGCUGCAGAAGGUGCCCGCCACCCUCUCUUGCACCUGGCAGAGACUCAAGGAAGGCGGAGGGGGUGA
Molecule: messenger RNA, 1013 nt
Organism: Alexandromys fortis (reed vole)
Lineage: Eukaryota; Metazoa; Chordata; Mammalia; Rodentia; Cricetidae
Product: A disintegrin and metalloproteinase with thrombospondin motifs 13-like
Exons: 3
Coding region: 276-1013 (245 amino acids)
Source: RefSeq, a predicted model, not a curated record